Geodia barretti is the source of this 1476-nucleotide messenger RNA. Lineage: Eukaryota; Metazoa; Porifera; Demospongiae; Tetractinellida; Geodiidae. The record is from the annotation of a GenBank genome assembly.
AUGGCGUCAAACAUCAGCAGCAGCACACACAGCGAGGGCAGCAGCAGCAACGAGGACUCUCUCCUGGACGGCGUACCGCCACUGAACGAGAGGCUGGGCCAACUGCGGCCGUCGCGGGAGCUCCUGGAAUACUACCGCCAGAAGAUCGCCGAAUAUGACGGCGAGUACGAGAAACUACUCAAGAAACUGGAGAAGUACAAAUGUACGUACGAGCACGUGCACAAGAGCGAGUGGGAGAUCAGACAGCGGGAGGAGGAGAUAGCCGAGCUCCAGAAGGCCCUGAGUGACAUGCAGGUCUUCCUGUUUCAAGAGCGAGAGCACGUGCUCCGUCUCUACGCCGAGAACGACCGCCUCAAGAUCAAAGAGUUGGAGGACAGGAAGCGGAUCCAGCACCUCCUCUCCCUCUCUAGGCAGCCGGUGGUGGAGGGAGAAACGACCUACUUCUUCAAAGACAAGUCGGCACCCAGGGUGGUGAUCCAGGAACACCGCAGGAAUAAAAAGAGUUGUUCUACCUCCGAACCUACAUCCGAGAAGAUAGGGAGGGGCCCUGGGGGACACAAGAUCUCAGUCAAACCACAAACCGACUGCAGCAGGAAAGAAAACGAGGAAUGCUGCACACACGAGGACCACGAGACCCUCCUGCUGACGGUGGAGAGUCUAAAAGCACAGCUCGAGGAGCAAACGAGGCUGUGCAAGGAGCAGGUGGACUCACUGCUGGAGGACAGGAGAGUGAGGCUGGAGGAAUACCAGGCACUGCAGGAGAGAGACACGGAGAGGAUAAGACUGCUCGACGAACAGCUCCACAAGACCCAGAGGCUUCUCUACGAGAGUACCAAAGACUACCUCGAUCUCAAGUACACGUCUCGGGCAGCGGAGAGGCAGCACAUGGCCGAGAGAGACCGCCUCCUCCAGAGACUGGACAAGGUGAGGGAGGACUAUGACGUGAGUCACGGGGUAGACCCUGUACUUGGUGUGAGUAUUAGUAAAGAGCCCAGCCGCUGCCGUCGCAAUAGAGUGAGGAACCCCGGUCCACCUGUCAAGGAGCUACAGUUACAGCUAGAGCAGGCGCAGCAGUUGGGGGAAAACUACCGAGAGCAGUGCAUCGCGACGGAGGAAGAGUUGGCCAGAGUCAAAGACGAAACUGAGGCAUCGAGAGGACUCUUCAAGGAAAGAACCGACAAACUAACGAAGCGGCUGAACCUCAUGAACGCCAGAUACGAGGCUCUGGAAAAGAGGAAAGGGCUGGAGAUCGAGGGAUACAAAAACGACGUGCGUCUCCUGCGACAGAGACUGAAAGAGGUGGAAAAGCAGCUGUUCAAACUCACGCUAUCCCUGACCGGAGACCAGGACAUGCAGAUCCUGACUCAAGUCAAGAGAACUGCUGCAAACUCUAAGAAACUUGUGGGAGAUCUUCAGAACCUGAAGGCAGCUCUCUACUCCCUGGAACGUGAUACCAGAAAUGUCCAUAAUCCUUAA